Molecule: messenger RNA, 216 nt
Organism: Penicillium angulare
Lineage: Eukaryota; Fungi; Ascomycota; Eurotiomycetes; Eurotiales; Aspergillaceae
Exons: 2
Coding region: 1-216 (71 amino acids)
Source: RefSeq, a predicted model, not a curated record
AUGUCGAUAGCCUUUGGUACCGCAAAUGCGAGCUUACAGAUCGUGGAUAAUGGCGGGACGAUCAAUUUUUCCUCUGCGGUGCUUACAUCUCUGGCAUUCCCAGAGAUGCUAGAUCGGAGAGAAAAUAUUGAGUCCUGGCAUAUCAAUACCUGCCAAUGGAUCUUGGAAUUGGAUGAGUACAAGUCCUGGAAGAGACAGCUCCGGGGUCUACUGUGA